AUGGCACUCCCGACUCCGCCCCUUACUCCACGUACGUUUCCGUUCUCGAGCGGGAACGUGCGGACGACGUCGUCGCCGCGCUGGAACAGGCGGCACGCACACGCGCACACGCCCUCGAUCUCCUCCCCUCUCGCCGGGCCUAUAGAGGAUGAGCUCGAGCUGCCGCCGCCGAUGCCGCUGGACUCUGUCCCCGAACUCGACAUGCCCGAGCCGUCACUCGCCACUGAGAACAACAACGCAGACGCCGAGGAGAACGAGAAGUACAGGUGGCGUCCGGGCAUGACCCGCGAGGAGAAGGACGCGCGCGAGUCGUGGAUCGCGGACGCACGGGGGCGCAGCGGCCUGCGGAUCGUGAUUGUGACUGAGAACUUUCUGCCCAAGGUCGACGGUGUCACUCGCACGCUCGCCCGUCUCCUCGAACACCUCAAGAAGGAGGGCCACCAGUGCAUGCUCCUGGGUCCUGGUUCCGGUAUGAGCCACUACGCCUCCCACCCCCUGGUGGGGACAGCGGGCAUCCCGCUCGUCGUGUAUCCCGGGCUGAAGCUCAACUUCCUGCGUCCCGCCUUCCUAACGGCGAUCAAGGACUUUGAGCCGGACGUCGUGCAUUUCGUCGAUCCCAUCUGGCUCGGCGCGCAGACCCUCGUCGCCAUGGAGCUCGGCUGGGCCGGUGCAGAGUGGGUCCCGGAGCGGGGACCUGCCGUCGGCACGGGCUUGGCUGGAGCCGUCGUCGCAAGCUACCACACGUAA
This is a messenger RNA of Trichosporon asahii var. asahii CBS 2479, 747 nucleotides long. RefSeq names its product glycosyl transferase, group 1. Bases 1 to 747 code for a protein of 248 amino acids. Lineage: Eukaryota; Fungi; Basidiomycota; Tremellomycetes; Trichosporonales; Trichosporonaceae. The record is from RefSeq and is a predicted model, not a curated record. The transcript is spliced from 3 exons.